CAGGGCCAGCUGCUGCCCGGUCCGCGGCAGCCGCCCUGGGGCCCCCACGCGCCGCCGCCGUGGGGGCCUGUGGCGCCCGCGCGGCGGCUGCCGAGCGGCCAUGAGGUGUUCUUCGGCGUGCUCAAGCAGGUGAACGAGGAGAAGGGCUGGGGCCACGUGGCCUGCGCAGCCACUCAGAAGAUAUACGGGAGAGACAUGUUCGUCAUGAGGUCAGACCUCGAGGGCCAGCCCCUGCAGGUCGGGGCGGCCGUCUGCUUCGCGGUGGCGCAGGGCCCCAGGGGUCCCCACGCCACGGGCUUGCGCCCCGUAGACCCCGCAGCGCUGGAGCGCACCUUCGCGGGC
This is a messenger RNA of Prorocentrum cordatum, 342 nucleotides long. The record is from the annotation of a GenBank genome assembly. NCBI's taxonomy places the organism in Eukaryota, Dinophyceae, Prorocentrales, Prorocentraceae.